Molecule: messenger RNA, 811 nt
Organism: Alternaria alternata
Lineage: Eukaryota; Fungi; Ascomycota; Dothideomycetes; Pleosporales; Pleosporaceae
Exons: 1
Coding region: 180-677 (165 amino acids)
Source: RefSeq, a predicted model, not a curated record
CGAAUUAGCCCUGAAGCUGGGCCAUGACAAAGGCACUAACCGCAGCGGCCUCCUAGUCGCAUACGAGACACAUGGCGGCAUGCACGUCCACCAACGCAUGGGAAUAAAGCACUUGGCUAUGGGCUUCCACGAGGUAUCCCUGCUCUCUGCCGCCCCCUGUCCACGGUGAGACGCUGCCGAUGACUACGCCGCACGCCGACAAAGGGGACCGGCCGCUACAAUGGGCCCGCCGGACGAGGCUCGCUGCGACAGCUUGUUGUGUUGGACCUGUUCAGCACACGGCGAGCGGCUGCGACGCACACCAUGGCAGCACCGCCAGCCAUCUAUGUCUCCAUCAGCCACCACGCGAGACGAGGCAGCCAUCUGCGUCUGCACCCAAGAACGGUGCAGCCAGUGAUACGCGCAUGUCGUGCUGCCUCUGUGCUCUGUUGAGGCGGGCUUCUGCCACAGUAUGGCCUGACGCAGACAGCUGUCUAUUCCGCAAACACGUCCCUGCCGCUGAAGGCAGCAAAGCGUCGUUGCGCAAACACCGCAGCUUCUUACACACCACAAACUCCCGCGUUUCGCAUCUGCACCGCCGUUUGUCCAACUUCUGGCAAGACCCGUUUUCGCGUAACCUUUUGGUGGCGACCGAUACCACUCUCGGCCCACGAACUGGUCGUACUGUGCCAUGGUAAGCUGCCGCCUACCAAUCGCAACACUACCGGCCUACUUUUGUGUGGAACACGUCGCCAUAAUCGAGAGGCCCGGAACUUUGCUGCUGAGGCCGCCAAAACGUGGAAUGCACGUUGCACCCUGGCCUUGGGCCAUG